CCAAGCCAAGCCGCGCGCGACGCCAACCACCUUCCACUACUCCUACACUCCCACACACUACAGCUCGCACGUCGCCGCUUCCCCUCCCCCGCCCGCGGCCGCUGCUAUAACUACAGGCCACGGAGCGCCAGCGAGGGGGCCAAGGCCAACCCUAGCUAGCUAGACUUCGCGCGCGUUAGGGGCCAUGGCGAGCGGCAGCGGCAGCGGCGAGGGGAAGGCGGGCCGCGCCGGCGCGGGGUACCAGCAGUACGCCUCGUACGGCACCGGCACCGGCUACGACGAGCGCCAGUGGUGGCCGUGGCUCGUGCCCACCGUGCUCGGCGCCUGCGUCUCGGUCUUCGCCGUCGAGAUGUACCUCAACGACUGCCCCCGCCACGGGAUGUACCUCGGUGGCGACGCGUCCUGCGUCGCCGGAUUCCUCCGCCAGUUCUCCUUCCAGCCGCUGCGCGAGAACCCGCUCCUCGGCCCCUCUUCGGCCACUUUAGAGAAGAUGGGAGCUCUUGACUGGGCCAAAGUUGUUCAUCAACACCAAUGGUGGCGCCUAUUCAGCUGUAUCUGGCUCCAUGCUGGCCUAAUUCACUUGAUUGUCAACAUGAUGAGCUUGCUAUUCAUAGGAAUUCGCCUUGAACAGCAAUUUGGCUUUGUCCGCAUUGGGAUCAUCUACCUGCUAUCUGGCUUUGGUGGAAGUGUUCUGUCUGCACUGUUCUUACGUAAUCACUACAUCUCUGUCGGUGCCUCUGGAGCUUUGUUUGGCCUGCUUGGCUCUAUGCUCUCUGAGCUUAUUAUGAACUGGACCAUUUAUUCCAACAAGGCAGCAGCCAUCACAACUCUUCUGUUCAUAAUUGCAAUCAAUCUGGCAAUCGGGAUACUACCGCAUGCCGAUAAUUUUGCGCAUAUUGGUGGGUUCGUAUCCGGGUUCCUUUUUGGGUUUGUGCUGCUGGCAAGGCCUCAAUUUGGUUGGAUGGAGCGGCAUGAGUUGCCCCAGACCGAUCAACCCCCAAAGUACAAGACGUACCAGUAUGCUCUGUGGGGCGCGGCGCUGCUCUUGCUGCUGGUUGGGUAUGUGGUCGGCCUGGCGAUGCUCUUCAAGGGAAAGAACGGCAACGACGGCUGCCACUGGUGCCGGUACCUGAACUGCGUGCCCUCGUCCAGGUGGAAGUGCAGCACUUAGAAGACAUGGUUCGGUUCCCCCCGUUCGGCGUUUCUCCGAAAUACAUCCCCUCUUCGGAGAACCAUUUUUAUGCUUGUGUGUUUACAAAUACCAACGUCAGAGGCUUGUGCCUAGGAGAGCUGAAUCCCUCCUGUAUCUUGAUUGACGAUGUAAUUUGAGUUUGUACCUAUUGGCCUCAGCAUGAUUCUGCACCGACCAUACCUCUAGAUUUUGCCAUGGUAUGCUGACCUCGCAGGCAAUUCAUCAAGGGAAAGGACACGUCACACGUGUGAUGUGUCUGCAGUUCAUCAUGUGAGCAAAGGAUCUAUCGUGGUUUCCUUUU
Molecule: messenger RNA, 1493 nt
Organism: Triticum dicoccoides
Lineage: Eukaryota; Viridiplantae; Streptophyta; Magnoliopsida; Poales; Poaceae
Product: RHOMBOID-like protein 3
Exons: 5
Coding region: 185-1171 (328 amino acids)
Biological process (GO): proteolysis
Cellular component (GO): membrane
Molecular function (GO): serine-type endopeptidase activity
Source: RefSeq, a predicted model, not a curated record